CCUUGGCCAGGUCUCUCGUGUAAAAGAUGUUUCUUUGUCUCAGUGGGACUUACGGUUAAAGGGAAAAGGGCGACUUGACGCUAGCUGGUUCACGAGCUGCACCUGGCGCGUGCCCAGGUUAACGUAGACAUCUAUGGCGAGUUACUUCCUGAAUUCCUGUGACUUGAAUCAAGAAAUUUAAGAUAGCAGCUGGUUGAGUUUUCGUGUGUACAGCGCCCAGACAACCGCUUGGCCACUCAACUGUCACUUCUGUGUGUUUGUAUGGGACCAGGCGGUAGUAAGAGUAGAUAGUCCUAAAUGUGCUGUUACUCUGAUGGAUUUUUUCACCGCGUUAAAUGAUGGUUUAGCAGUUUGUAAUAUCUCCUGUGGAAACGGUGUCUGGGCUGGCCAGAACUGUACUUUUGGUCAGCAUCUGCAGUGUUUGGUCUUAAAUGUGACAGACCACAUCAACGCAUCCAGCCUCGCUAUGGGUCAGGACAGAGGGAAGUAUGAUUUCUACAUCGGUCUGGGAUUGGCCAUCAGUUCCAGCAUCUUCAUCGGAGGCAGUUUUAUCCUCAAAAAGAAAGGACUUCUGAGGCUGGCACGGAAAGGAUCGAUGCGGGCAGGCCAGGGUGGUCAUGCAUAUCUAAAAGAAUGGCUAUGGUGGGCUGGUUUACUAUCAAUGGGAGCUGGUGAAGCAGCCAACUUCGCAGCAUAUGCCUUCGCUCCUGCAACUCUGGUCACCCCACUGGGAGCCCUCAGUGUGCUUGUCAGUGCGGUGCUGUCGUCGUACUUUCUGACGGAGCGGUUAAACCUGCACGGGAAGCUCGGCUGCCUGCUCAGCAUACUGGGCUCCACCACCAUGGUAAUUCAUGCUCCACAAGAGGAAGAGAUCAGCAGCCUCGAGCACAUGGCCAAAAAGCUGGUUGACCCAGGGUUUUUCAUCUUUGCCACUCUGGUCAUCAUUGUGGCCCUCAUCUUCAUAUUUGUUGUGGGUCCCCGCCAUGGUCAGACCAAUAUCCUUGUCUACAUCACCAUCUGCUCAGUAAUUGGGGCACUGUCUGUGUCCUGUGUCAAAGGACUGGGUAUUGCGAUCAAGGAAGCAAUCGCCGGGACAAACGUAGUGAGAAACCCACUGGCAUGGAUCUUGCUUUUGGGUUUAGUGGCCUGUGUGAGCACACAGAUCAACUACUUAAACAAGGCUCUGGACAUAUUCAACACCUCCCUGGUGACUCCCAUCUACUACGUGUUCUUCACCACAUCGGUGCUCUCCUGCUCCGCUAUCCUCUUCAAGGAGUGGGAGCACAUGGGCACAGACGACGUGAUCGGCACACUCAGUGGCUUCCUCACGAUCAUCGUGGGUAUCUUCUUGCUUCAUGCCUUCAAAGACGUUAGCGUUAGCUUGGCUACACUCGCUGUGUCCAUGAGGAAGGAAGAACGGUCCUUUCCCGCAGCCAACGGCAUGGCGCCACACAGCACAUACGAAAUGCUACACACUGAGGACAUGGAGGACAGAGAAAUGAGCUUACCUUUUGAUAGCGUCUCUAGAAGAAAUGGGGCUAUGACUUCCUCAUUGGAUCAUUAAGGAACUUCUUUUUUUCCUGCCCCGUACUGACUCACCAAUCGUGGCAUUGUUAUGGUAUAUGAAAACAGUAAGACAAUCAGCUGUAUUGGGAAAGUGACUUGGACAGACCAGUGGAUUGUAUUUAAUGUUUUAAUUUGCCUUACUUUUCUCAGAAUAUGACCUGUUCAUAUUCAGUUAGAACUUAAUUUCAUUCCUCUGUAGCGCUGUAAAUAUGAGUUUUUUUAAAGAAAUGUUUUGUUAUAUGUACAUGCAUAUUCAUGCACUGACUUACUUUCUAUAAAACAAGAUAAAAGUUUUAAUAUAUUCUAUAUGAGGUCCUGUUGACAAUGACCACAUUAAAACAGGACAGUCACUAUGAUUUGAGUUUUCGUGAUACUUGAAAGUAACAACAAUAUUUGUUGGAAGUUGUUCUGAACUUUUUGUUUCAAUGAAAAGCUCUUGAGAUGAACCAACAUCUUUGUUACAUAUUUAUUGAAUUAAAAUGAUUAAAACAUUUGAAAGAAGGCACAGUGAAUAAAUGCUUAACAUGA
Messenger RNA from Micropterus salmoides (largemouth bass), 2094 nucleotides. It is a transcript of the gene nipa2, whose product is annotated as NIPA magnesium transporter 2. NCBI's taxonomy places the organism in Eukaryota, Metazoa, Chordata, Actinopteri, Centrarchiformes, Centrarchidae. Gene Ontology annotation, biological process: magnesium ion transport. The record is from RefSeq and is a predicted model, not a curated record. Gene Ontology annotation, cellular component: membrane. The coding region runs from base 314 to 1564 and encodes 416 amino acids. Gene Ontology annotation, molecular function: magnesium ion transmembrane transporter activity. The transcript is spliced from 6 exons.